AUGACCAGUGCUGUUGGUAAACGUUUGGAUGAAGUGAUUCACUUUGACUUUUCGAAACCGCACGAUGAGAAAGUUCGUGCUAAACUCACUGUUCAGUUGUGCUCUCAAUUCUUGGAGCCAUUAACGGCUGAAAUUGAGAAGAAAGGAGAAGAAGAGUCUGUUGAUGAAGAAGAAGAAAUGAAGGAUGAACUCGAUAUUAUGGGACAAAUGAACAAGUUUUUGGGGAGCCCAGAAUCAGAGAAAUUCUUCAAACGUCGUAAUCUGAAGUGCAAUGCAGUUCUUCCAUUCAUCAGCUGCAAUCCUCUUUCGGAUUGGGAGAAACGUGACGUCUCUGUAGUUGCUUCAUUCGGAUUCCCAAAUAAAGUUCCAGUUCGAUUGCUGGCUCGUAGGAGGAGCAAUAAGAUUCUCGAUAUUUUCAUUGAUCAAAUCAAACAAAUGUUCCCCCAACAUGAAGUCACUGAUAUCGAGCACAAUGAUGCAGCCAAGGUUCCAUAUCUUUUGUGCAACGUGGAUAACUGCUCUGUAAUUAUCAGAAUCUCAAUCAAACCGUUUUGUGGACCACAGUACUUGGCCAAAGAUGUCGUCGAGAUGUACAGAAAAAAAGACGAUAGAUUCAUUGCUCUUGCCAACUACUUCCACAGCUUUUUGAAAGCAAAAGCUAUCAAGAAAGGAGAUCAGAGAAAAGCGAAAUCUGUGAUUCCAAAACUGUGUACUCUCAAAAUGAUGUUUGUCCACUUGUUCAAACAUUAUGGACUUCUUCCAGCAGAUAUAAACUCUUUGGAAGGAAUGAUGUCAUCACUCAGUGUCGAAGACAGUCAAUCGAUCAGUCUUGGAACUCUCUUCUUCCUUUUCCUCGACUACUAUCUUGAUGUGAUUUCUCUCGAAGAAGAUUUCCUUGAGAUUUCAACAGGAGAAUCGAUUCAAAAGAUGAGCAUCGGACUAACAAAUCUCAAUAUUCUCUCCAUCAGUGACAUCUUCGACGAUCAUAUUCCAGGAGAAAGAGUCAACGACACUUUGAUCUUCAAAAAGAUUCUCAAAGCAUCCUUCCUAUGCAUCGAGAAGCAUCUGAACACUCGUACCGGAGAUAUUCUCAACGACUUACGAGUCAUUCCACUUCGUCCAAAACAUAUCACUUUGUAA
Molecule: messenger RNA, 1140 nt
Organism: Caenorhabditis remanei
Lineage: Eukaryota; Metazoa; Nematoda; Chromadorea; Rhabditida; Rhabditidae
Exons: 5
Coding region: 1-1140 (379 amino acids)
Source: RefSeq, a predicted model, not a curated record